GGGAAGUAGGAGAGCUCACGCUGGAGACGGCAAGCACUUGGUUUCUUAAAACGGACCGCGUAUAAAUCCUGAGUUAAUGAAAUGGAAAAACCAACACGGGCACCUUAAAUUUUUGUUGGAAAGCUCAAAGAGCUUCAUCCUUGUCCUCGAACCGAAAGUGCCACUGCCCUCAUGGAAGACAAGAGGAAGAAAAGGAGUCCCAAAGUGUCCCUUCCCCAGCCCCCUCCUCCACCAAUCAACCCUCGAAAGCUCACCGUUCUCCCAGCGAGUAAAAGCGCCACAUUCUCAUUGGGUUUACCCCAGCCCCCCUCCCCAAAACCCAGGGGCAAGUACAAGAGAUCGGUGGGGGCAAUGGGUCCGUCUAAAGAAGCUCUCGCUGUUCCUGUGGUUCCCCCCAAAAACACAAGGCCUCACGGAGAGAAACCCAGAGCUCCUCAGCCUGCCGGACCCAGCCGCGUAUCCCAGUCCUCCUCACCACUCCAGCACUCAUUCCUCACCGGCGUCUCUGAUGUGAGAGAGAUGGAGGGAGGACUGCUCAACCUGCUCAACGACUUUCACUCUGGAAAACUACAGGCUUUCGGUAAGGUGUGCUCCUUUGAGCAACUAGAGCAUGUGAGAGAGAUGCAGGAACAUCUGGCCCGGCUGCAUUUCAGUCUGGAUAGUCAUGUGGAGGAGCUGUCUGAAGACCAGAGAAAAAAUGCUUCGGACCGUAAUCUAGAACACUUGCUUUCUAAUCUGGAAGAAUUGAGCAGCUCAAUACAGAAACUCCACCUGGCAGAAAAUCAAGACUUACCCAAGACCUCCAGCACCUGAAGUGGGAAACCAAACCCAGCUGACCAUCAAAUCACUGUGCCGACCAAAGCCCAAGAUGCCAUGGCUACAACUCAACUGCAAGUUAAUGAAGCACCAUCAUCGUGAUCUGUGUCU
This is a messenger RNA of Sinocyclocheilus anshuiensis, 927 nucleotides long. Its product is annotated as coiled-coil domain-containing protein 28B-like. The record is from RefSeq and is a predicted model, not a curated record. The transcript is spliced from 6 exons. Bases 172 to 813 code for a protein of 213 amino acids. NCBI's taxonomy places the organism in Eukaryota, Metazoa, Chordata, Actinopteri, Cypriniformes, Cyprinidae.